AUGUACCCCACCCCUCCCGCCUCCCUCCGCGCGUUGUACCGCACCCCUCCCUGCCUCCCUACACCCAUCCUACUCCACCCCUGCCCACUCCCUACCUCCGGUGUACCCGGGAACCCAGCCCCUCCCCCACCUCGGUAUCCUCCCACCUACUCUGCUCCUCCACCAAUGAUUGCUGCCUCACUAAUGGUCCCGUUCUCCAGAUCUUCUAUCCUGUGCCCUCCAGACCCUGCCCUGACCCUGCUCAGCCCACUCCUUGCCUGCAGAGCCCCUGGAGGGGAGAGGGGUAGUGUCCUAGGGUUCACCACCAGCCUUGGGGUGUGGUCCUGGCAGCGUCGAGGUGAGGUCACAGCAGGUGGGAGGAGGGUGGCAGGGAGAGCUGGGGGCCCUUCAUUCUGCGAUCCUUUCGGGCUUUCUCUAGGUCCUCAGCGGUUGGCUGGGGCACAUGACUGCCCCAGUCACCGCGCUAGAGCCAAGGGGCCCAGGGAGCCGUGGGGACCUUUCCCAGAGCCCGGGAGGUGCAGACAAGCAGGCUGAGGGGUGGACAUGGACAGCCUGAAGCAUUUGGCUGAUGCCUCACUGGAGAAGAAGCCGGGGCUGCCGCUGUCCCCGGAGAGCCCACCCACAGCUUGGGGCCAGCCCUGCGCCUGCAGCGGAGGGCCGCAGGUCCUGCAGACUCAGGACUGGCUUCUAGAAGGUGCCUGCAGCCCUUGGCCCAUGGCCCCUUCCUCUGCCUUCAAAGCCAGAAGCCUAGCGUCCCUCUGUCCCUGCCGCGCACCUUCUCUGGGCGUCUGCAGCUCCCGGCUUCAUGGGCUCCAGUCCUACGGCUGCUCGGAGGCCCUGGUGCGGCAGUCCCAGCUCUCCCCCACCCCGCGGAGCCUGGCACUCGCACAUUCCGGCCAGGAGCAAAGUGCACCCCCCAGGACUCACGGGGAACCCCCAGGUGGUGGGCCAUCUGGGGACACUUUGAGAAGACCUUUGGAGACACCCCUGGGGGGGCAUCGGGGUGCUCUGGUGACACGGGGACAGUGUCCCACACGCAGGCUUGCCCGCGUUGGCCGCAUGGUGUCCUAGCACCUGUCUGUGCUCACGGGGCAGGCCAGCCUGGGACAGGGAGCAGAUGCUGCCGCGGACACCCCAGGUGGAAAGUGGGGACCUUGCAGCGCCCCAGGGCAGCCGUGUGCCUGGGACAUGUCAUCUGUGUCCUCCCGAGGGCCGGUGGGUAGCUGCUGCCCAGCACUGCCCCUGCGGAAGAAAAGGACGUUGUUGGCUCUGCAAGAGUCCAGUGACCCACGUCUUGCCCACGAUUCCAUCAAGAUGAGGCCACGGCUGUUAGGUGAAGGUCAUCCGGGUGUUCCUAGAGGCCACGCACGGAGGAGGGGGCACAUGGAAAUAAAGUACAGAGCUCCUCCUCCAAAUUAAAAUUUUUUUAUUUCAAG
Suricata suricatta (meerkat) is the source of this 1436-nucleotide messenger RNA. RefSeq names its product testis expressed 22 (gene TEX22). The transcript has 4 exons. The coding region runs from base 544 to 1071 and encodes 175 amino acids. Lineage: Eukaryota; Metazoa; Chordata; Mammalia; Carnivora; Herpestidae. The record is from RefSeq and is a predicted model, not a curated record.